Beta vulgaris subsp. vulgaris (sugar beet) is the source of this 1941-nucleotide messenger RNA. RefSeq lists its product as uncharacterized. Gene Ontology annotation, cellular component: plastid. The transcript has 12 exons. Bases 202 to 1767 code for a protein of 521 amino acids. The record is from RefSeq and is a predicted model, not a curated record. NCBI's taxonomy places the organism in Eukaryota, Viridiplantae, Streptophyta, Magnoliopsida, Caryophyllales, Amaranthaceae.
GCUUUGAAAAAUCACAUUAUUAACUACUCCACCAACCUCUCACCUGUGAGACUCUCAGUACAGUACAUGCGUAUAUCAUCAUCUUGAUGAUCUCUCCCUAACCAAUUUGUAACGCCCAACAACCAAACCCUUUGCUUAUCAUGAUAUUCCCAGAAUUAAGUCAAGCGUAUACUGCAUAAGACCUGCAAAUCAUAAGCUAAAAUGUCCACAUACAAGCUAGCAGUGAUCAUAAAAAACCCUUCAAACGAAGACGAGUUUCUCGUAAUCAAGCAAGCUAGGCCUCUUAAAUUUGGGAUUCAAGAGUAUGAUUCUUACAUUGAUUCUGAUCUCUGGGAUUUUCCUUCUGUUACGUUGAAUUUCUUGCAAGCUCACUCUGAUAUUCAACUCCAAGGUGCUGAAUUCUGUUCUCAUAAGCUUGAUUUGACCAAAUUUGACCUGCGUUUGGCUUUAGAUCAGGUGUCAGAACAGGUAGGAAUUGAGAGGUUGGUUGAAGGGCGUUGGACAUUCUGGAAAUACGUGGAAGAGCCUGAAUUUGGACCAGGACGUCCAAUUCAUACGGUUUUCAUCACUGGGAACUAUGCACUUGCUAAUAAAACUCAUGAUGUGGCAUGCCAGUGGAUGUCUUGGCCUAAAUGCUCCAAAUGGCUCUCUGAUGUGACACAAGAUAGUUACCGUAUCGGUCCUCUGGUGGUUAAUGGCUUUCUUCAAGACUCUGAAUACUCUAAGUGGGAUGUCCCGCAUAAUUUGCGUUAUCAGGAAUAUCCUUUGGGUCUUAUGAUUUUACCAAUGGGAAGUAGAACUGGGAAGCCAUUCUCCACUACCAACUUGGUCGUCGUUGCUCCAAAGAUUGUAGCCAAUGGUGAAAGUGAUAACGAUUUUGUUGUUCAUGGAGAUGCACUGAUAGUGGAUCCAGGCUGCAGUUCUCGGUUCCAUCAGGAGCUUGCGGAGAUUAUUGCGGCUUUACCGAGAAAGUUGGUGGUGUUUGUUACGCAUCACCAUCCUGAUCAUGUGGAUGGUUUGUCCGUUAUUCAGAAAACCAAUCCUGAUGCAAUACUCUUGGCUCAUGAAAACACAAUGCAUCGUAUUGGUAAAGAUGACUGGUCUCUUGGGUACACAUCAGUUGUAGGUGGGGAGAAAAUCUCUGUUGGGGGCCAGCGGCUUCAAGUCAUAUUUGCUCCGGGCCACACGGAUGGUCAUAUGGCAUUGCUCCACAUUAAUACUCAUGCACUGAUUGUUGGUGAUCAUUGUGUUGGGCAAGGUAGUGCAGUCCUGGAUGUUUUUUCUGGUGGAAAUAUGGCAGAUUACUUUCGUACGACAUACCAGUUCCUGGAGCUAUCCCCAUAUACUCUAAUUCCUAUGCACGGUAGAGUCAAUAUGUGGCCAAAACACAUGCUUUGUCAAUAUCUCAAGAAUCGAAGAGAUAGAGAAUCUUCAAUCUUGAAGGCCAUAGAAAAUGGUGGGACCACAUUAUUUGACUUAGUUUCCGCAAUUUAUAAAGAAGUUGAUCGUGGCCUGUGGUUUGUUGCUGCAUCAAAUGUGAGGCUCCAUGUUGAGCAUCUAGCUGAAAUGCACAAAUUACCUGAGGGCAUGUCUUUGAAAAGAUUUCAUGGAACUUGUGGUUUACAUUUCGCAGUCAAUUGGGUCUGGGCAUACACAAACAAUUGGAUAUUAUCAAAGAUUAUGAGGAUUAGAAGGCCUAUUGCAGUGGUAAUUAUAGUUUGUUUUGCUGCAUAUAUUAAGCAAAAAUCAUACACAAAUAAUCUUUAGAAGAAUUGGCAAGGUUGAACAACUGUAAUAUUUCUGAUCUUCCAUUUGUAGUUGUUACCUGGUGACUUCUAGGCUUCUAGCCCUACCUCGCUAUUAUUCAAUCCUUUUUGCAAGAUAUAAGACAUCCGUCUUAACAAUAAACAGGUGGUUUGAAUAAGGUUCAAUUUGUGUUCA